Messenger RNA from Spodoptera littoralis (African cotton leafworm), 489 nucleotides. NCBI's taxonomy places the organism in Eukaryota, Metazoa, Arthropoda, Insecta, Lepidoptera, Noctuidae. The record is from the annotation of a GenBank genome assembly.
AUGGCUGCUCUCAAGACCACCCUCGUCCUGCUCCUCAUUGCCUUCGCCAUGUUGGCCUCCGUCGGCGCCGUCCGUGUGGGCCCCUGCGACCAGGUCUGCUCUCGCAUCGACGCUGAGAAGGACGAGUGCUGCAGAGCUCACGGGCACAGCGGGUACAGCAGCUGCCGAGGAGAGUUGUUGGUGUCAUCAUCAGUAACAGUACAUUCUACCGGCUUGGCAGCUGCUGUACCCUUUGUGCCCGUGAGCUCUGCAGCACUCGUCCUUCUCAGCGUCGAAGAGGCGAUGAGAGCAGACCUGGUCGCAGGGGCCCACACGGACGGCGCCGACGGAGGCCAACAUGGCGAAGGCAAUGAGGAGCAGGACGAGGGUGGUCUUGAGAGCAGCCAUUGUACUGGAGUACUUGAUGUCGAGAGACGAUUGCAGCGAGACGAAGAUGUGUUAACUGUGAAGCUAUACCACUGUCGCUCCGCAUUUAUACUCGGAGUCUGA